AUGUCCACUCCUCAACCUGCUACUCUCUCCGGCUGCGAGGCAUUCUUCUCGCCUCAGCAGUUCCUCAUCCAAAUUGGCGACCAACGUCUCCAAAUUGACGACAACGCUGAAACGUUCCGUCUCUUUCGUUCUUCCCCUUAUCUUCGACAGUGCUGGAAUUUCAUCGUCGACCACCUCAAUCGUUUCCUCGGCCAAUUCAGGUUCGAGGAGGCGUUUAUAUAUUCCCCUGAGUGGGACUUCUUAUCUUUCGCCACUUAUAACGACUUGUGUAUCUUACAGAGGUUGCCCGGCGGUCAUUCGCUGAUGGCAGUGAGGGCCUACACCAUGGCCUUCAUGACUGUCUAUCAAGGCAAUGACGGUCCCCCUGGUCAUCCUCGCUACCCUCUUACUGCGCCUUACUCCUGGCGGGCCUGGGCUGAACCUGUCCACCGAAAUAUGGGCAUUCGUCGAAUGAUGAACGUCGUCUUUACCGACCCCCAGAUGGCUAUCUUAAGGUUGACCCGUCCUAUUGUUCCUUCGGCGGACGCUGAGAUGCCGUUCCUCAUCCCUCGUCGCCUUCGUGACAACACUUUACGAGGAUGGCGACUCAUCUCUCCUCCAGCGUUGCCUAUGGAUUGGGCUACUUGGAGGGCAGAUCCUCACUAUCAACACUGGCACAUCUAUAUCGAUGUGGCCGUCUCUUUUGAAGAGGCUUUGGCCAAGUACAGGCGGGAGCGAGCUGCAUGGCUCGCUGACCACACCUCGCCUCCUCCUGGUACCCCUGUUAUUCGUCAUCCUCACCCUCAACUUCCUCGUCUUACUGUUCGUCCUCGCAAUUUUUCGCCGGGCGUCGUUCUGCCGCCCACUGCUCUCUCUCGAGGGGAGGGACGCGAAUCUGCUCCUGCCUCCCUCUCGCCUUCUGGUACUUCGAGUCUGGAACGUCAAGUCUUUGGUACCAGCUCGUCAGUCUCCCAAGCGGCUCCUGCUUCUUCAGUGCCUCCUGUGUCUACUCUGGGUAAGUAG
Coprinopsis cinerea okayama7#130 is the source of this 1002-nucleotide messenger RNA. RefSeq lists its product as hypothetical. Bases 1 to 1002 code for a protein of 333 amino acids. The transcript is spliced from 4 exons. The record is from RefSeq and is a predicted model, not a curated record. Lineage: Eukaryota; Fungi; Basidiomycota; Agaricomycetes; Agaricales; Psathyrellaceae.